Messenger RNA from Phycomyces blakesleeanus NRRL 1555(-), 753 nucleotides. RefSeq lists its product as hypothetical. The record is from RefSeq and is a predicted model, not a curated record. NCBI's taxonomy places the organism in Eukaryota, Fungi, Mucoromycota, Mucoromycetes, Mucorales, Phycomycetaceae. Gene Ontology annotation, molecular function: ATP binding; protein serine/threonine kinase activity. The transcript is spliced from 2 exons. Gene Ontology annotation, biological process: protein phosphorylation; intracellular signal transduction; intracellular monoatomic cation homeostasis. The annotation marks the transcript as partial.
AUUGUUGCCGUCAAGGCGUUUCGAAAGCGGGAUCGGGACGAAACAGAAAAAUCGUAUCACAAACGUAUGACAAGCGAGUUUUGUAUCAGCAAAGCCCUGCGCCAUCCUCACAUUGUAGAAAUGUUUGAUCUCUUGAAAGACCACAAAGGCAGGUGGUGUUCAGUUAUGGAAUAUUGCUCAGGAGGCGAUGUUUUUACAGUCAUGCAAGAUUAUGAGCUUAAUGACAAUGAAAUUGACUGUUUAUUCAAACAACUUCUCAAAGGCCUCGCUCACAUGCACAGCUGUGGGGUUGCGCAUCGAGAUAUCAAACCGGAAAACCUGGUAAUGACCUCAGAAGGUGUUCUCAAGAUCACCGACUUUGGUGUUGCAGAUGUUUUCCAAUCGUGCUUUCACAAAACAACCCAUCUGUCCCACGGCCACUGUGGAUCUGCACCAUAUUGGCCACCCGAACUAUUUGCCCGCGCAGAAAACGACAACCUGGGUUAUGAUGGUCGUGCAUUCGACAUCUGGAGUGCAGCUGUUACAUGGCAUUGCCUACUUUACAGACGUAUGCCAUUCUUAGAAGCAUCUGAUACAGACGAGAAGUUUAUGGAAUAUUUGGAACAGCGGUCAACUCAGUCUUGGACUCCUUUGAGCAAAUGUACUGAUAAGGAGAAGGAUUGUAUGUAUGGUAUGUUUGAUCCCAACCCUACAACACGGUGGACUGCCCAGAAAUGUUUAGACUCUCAAUGGGUAGAAAAUAUUGAAGUUUGU